AUGUCCAAGCAAAGCCUCAUGCUCAGCCUGGACAAGGGCUUGGACUCGUUUUUCCCUAGAACCGCCGCUGUACUGCAUGAGUCGAACGCGAAGAAUGGCGAGAUUGACUUGAAUUCGAUCCAGCAGACUGAUAUUCUGGACACUCCAAAGCGGCCGCGUUUGAAAAAACCUGGAAACCAAAAACGACGAGUGGUGGAUCCACGUGAUGCUCUAGUCACUCCCGUGAUAGUGGACGAAGGUGGCCCAAUUGCUACAAGCGCAAAACAGGGUUUACAGGCUGUGGAAGACUAUACAUCUGCGAAAAGCGCUCUGAAGCAUGCAGAUAUGAAAUCCCCUUAUCCACCAGUGAUGCUUAUUCGGGUUGCUGGUGAAAAAAGAGUGGAUGUAAGAUUGGUAGCUCCAAUAGCGUCUUCAAUCCAUCAAAAUGCUGUUUUCAUCGUAGUGACACCGAAUAGGUUGUAUAAAUAUGAGGGGGAGCACAGCAAUAUCUUGGAAAAAACGAAGGUACAUUGUUGAUA
Cylicostephanus goldi is the source of this 518-nucleotide messenger RNA. The record is from the annotation of a GenBank genome assembly. NCBI's taxonomy places the organism in Eukaryota, Metazoa, Nematoda, Chromadorea, Rhabditida, Strongylidae.